Messenger RNA from Ilyonectria robusta, 1023 nucleotides. RefSeq lists its product as uncharacterized. The coding region runs from base 1 to 1023 and encodes 340 amino acids. NCBI's taxonomy places the organism in Eukaryota, Fungi, Ascomycota, Sordariomycetes, Hypocreales, Nectriaceae. The record is from RefSeq and is a predicted model, not a curated record. The transcript has 3 exons.
AUGGAUCAACAAGCGCAUUUGGUGAACGACUCGAUAGGAAUACGAGCCUUAGCCAUCGUGGGCUCUAUCUUCGCAGUUAGCGUUAUCCUCUACAUUCUGAGGAUUUACGUCCGAGUGAUUCCGAGAUAUCAGCUCGAUGGUUCUGACUAUUGCGCCUCAUUCGCACUCCUCGCAGAGGCCAUCACAUUUUCCUUUUUCGCUGCGGCCGUUGCGUUUGGAUUGGGUCGUCACAGCGUCUUUGUAUCCCCGGAGGACGGCGCUUGGAUACUGCGCUGUCUCUUCGCAAUCGCAGUCACGGGAUUAUGGGCGUCUGCUCUGGCAAGAAUCUCCGUCAUUUACCUCCUUUUGACACUCUCCACAUGCCGUGGUGGUGCUAGAUUCAUCCUCUGGAGCAUGUUCGUUCUUCAAGUCGGAGCACUGGUCGUCAUGGAAACCUUGACACUGCUCCAAUGCCGCCCCAUUCAUGCAAUAUGGGACCAUGUCCCCGAUGCACACUGCCUGAGCAUCAAAACCAUGCAGGCUGGUGGUUAUCUUUACACUGGAGUCGGCAUCCUUGGCGAUUUGGUGUUUGCCAUAAUGCCCAUCGCUUUGAUCUGGAACCUCAACCGGUCUAAACUAGAGCGGUGUCUUGUCUCGUUUUUGCUGGCAUCGGGUCUUUUCGCCACUGCAGCUGCAGUAACCAGGCUUUUUUACAUCAAAACAUUCGAUUUUACCUCUUCCGACAUCUUCCGCGACAUCAUGCCCACAUUCUUUUGGUGCCGUAUUGAGGAAAUUGCCUUGAUAGCGGCAUCCUCCCUGCCGUUUCUCAAAGCUCCAACUGAGAAUCAAUUGCGCAAGUUGGGUUUUGCAGGUUUUCGAAACAUCCAGAUGUCACUUCAGUCAUAUCACUCCCAGUCACCAUCCAGCAGCAGCCGCAGGUGCGAGUUCAUUUUGCGAGAAGAAAGGGUAUGCGAGUCGAGUAAAAGUGAUCGGGAUGUGGAAGCCGGUGGAAGUGCGUCUAGUAGUACGGCGGGAAGUCAUUGA